AUGAUUAGAAUUCUCGACAGGUUUUGUCUUGGAAAACCCUUCAAGGCAUGCUCCUACAGCAUAAUAUACGAAGCAGCGGAUCUACGCAUUCAGAAGUCAUGUCUCUGUAAGGUUUAUGAGUACGGUCGGCUGUCUCCACAUGAGGCCGCUGUGCUCCACAGAGAGGUUGCUCUAAUUAAGCGGCUUCGACACCCUCUGCUUGUUCAUUAUCUCAGCGUGUUGCAUGAUCGUGCUGGUCAACGUUACUUCCUGUUUAUGGAGCAAGUUAAGCAGGAGACCCUGAGUCAAUACAUCAGACGCCGAAAGGCUCUGGAUCGGGGCUCGCACCUUCCAGAACGGAGCGUCUGGUAUAUACUAUCUCAGUUCAUUGAUCUUCUAUCUUAUCUACACGAUGUUGGGCCCAAUCAUGACCAGGCUUUACUUUAUGCAUUGACACCAGAAUCUAUCUUUAUCGAUAACUUAGAUAUCAUUACUGUGAGCUUUCUGAGUCUCUCCCGCAAGCUCAUGUAUUACAAGUGCUUUCCUGUGCACACAGCAGAGUAUAGAGCACCGGAGCUACUGCGGACAGGGGUUGCUACUACAAAAUCUGACAUUUGGUCUUUGGGUUGCAUAAUAUAUGAACUCUGUACGUUUAGGCCUUUCUGUCUUGCACUAAACCCAAUGGAUGCCUUACAAAAGCUAGGAAAGCUGCAGAGAAAGGUGCAGAUGCCCCUGUACUCCACUAGUUUGACGUCUAUAAUAAACACCUUCCUAGAACUAGAGCCUGAAUGCCGCCUAGCAGUUGAUGUGCUAUCUGUUAACGGAAUUAUUCGCGAAAUGAUUCAAUCAUAUAAGGCUCGCUUGGGGACUUACGGGCUUACAGAAGAAGAGGAAAAGGAAGAAGAGCUACAGCCACAGGAUGCUCAGUUUUGUAGUGUUCAUGCAGACGAUGAUUCGUCCAUCAAUCUCUUGUGCACGCAAGCAAGCAUUGAAAGCCACGAGUCUUCCGAGCUUGCAAGUGCUUCAGCUGGCUCUGCUGCGAACAUCAAGGCUCACUACGUGGCGCGUUACAAUGAUAUUCUGCUUCUUGACUUUGAAGAGAAGCGUGGUUGCUCUAUUCUUGAUGAUAGCUUACUGAUCAACAAGCAGCAAUCGCAUGCAUUAAAGCAUAAACGACAAAGGAAGCAGAGCCCUAGUCAUCUUAGACCAAUCGUACAGGACUUCGUUCAAGAUAAAGAGCAGCAUAAAAUUCAAUCAUGUAGCUCUGCCGAUGAUCACACUUUGCAAGCCAUACGUCAAUCUAAUACUAUGGCCUAUUUUGAUGGUGGCCAGGAUAACCAUACUAGAACAAUAGAACAAGACAACAAUUCUGCUCAAGCAUCGCCUAUCUUGAAAAGAAAUUGGCUUGAUUCUUCUGUAUUUAGUGUCAAAACACCAUAUAUGUCUCAAUUCGUCGAUGAUGCUAUCCAAAAUGAGUAA
This is a messenger RNA of Giardia duodenalis, 1458 nucleotides long. RefSeq names its product Kinase, NEK. Gene Ontology annotation, molecular function: ATP binding; protein kinase activity. The record is from RefSeq and is a predicted model, not a curated record. Lineage: Eukaryota; Fornicata; Diplomonadida; Hexamitidae. The transcript has a single exon. The coding region runs from base 1 to 1458 and encodes 485 amino acids. Gene Ontology annotation, biological process: protein phosphorylation.